Molecule: messenger RNA, 1361 nt
Organism: Aedes aegypti (yellow fever mosquito)
Lineage: Eukaryota; Metazoa; Arthropoda; Insecta; Diptera; Culicidae
Exons: 5
Coding region: 87-1331 (414 amino acids)
Source: RefSeq, a predicted model, not a curated record
CAGCGCGCAAAUAUGGAUUUGCCAUAUCAGUAUCAAACUAACAGCACACCUAUCAACAGCGACAACCCCACCCAUCCUUCUCCGUAAUGUCUUCGACUAGUGAAAUAAUCGUAUGCGACGGGGACGUAGAUGGUUGGCGGAAUUUGAACUUCUUUCGAGAUGUUGUUUCAAAAGAUUUGAAUCUUCAGGAAAAGGAAUUCCACUUGUACAAUUUGAACAUAACUACAACCGAAAAACAGUCAGGCUUCACUUCCCUGCUGUACCGCGUUAAAGUGAAUGUUGAAUUAAAUGAUGGAAAACGUGAUCAAAGGAUGUACGUAGUCAAAGAGAUAUCCAAAGAUGCCUAUGGUGGAGACACGAUGGAUACGUAUAAUCUUUUUCAUAAGGAGAUUAAAGCGUACCAGGAGCUGAUUCCGGAAUUUGAAAAACUUUUCCAAAACAAAGUUAGAUUUGGACCAAGAUUUUUGAAAGCCGUUACAACUCCUUUCACUGUGAUAGUGUUGGAAGAUUUGAACGCAUCUGGAUAUCAAAUGAAGAAUUGUAGCAAAAGGCUUGAUAUUUCGCAGAGCAAGACAGUGUUGUCCCGAUUGGCCAAGUUCCACGCUGCAUCCGCUGUGUACUUCAAACAAAAUGGACCAUAUCCAACGUCGUUCAAAACUGGUAUGUAUGACGAGGAAUCAGCACUAAACUCUGAAACUUAUAUUGGGAAUUUGUUCAAGGCUCUGGAGUCGAGCUUGAGAGAACGCAACUGUUCUAGACAGUACUUGGACUUGAUAAGUCAAUGGGGUACAAAUCCUUAUGUUUCCGGAGCUAAAUUAUUCCGUUUGAAUGACCAAGAUUUCACCGUCUUGAAUCAUGGCGAUCUUUGGAUGAAUAACGUGAUGUUUAGCGAUAGUGAUCUGUUGUUGAUCGACUUCCAGAUUGCUUUCUACGGUAGUUUUACAUUUGACGUUCUUGAGUUCAUCUUCUGCACGGUCAAAGUUGAUGAUAUAAUCCAUAAGUUCGAUGAUCUUAUCGAGUUCUACCACCAAGAGCUCCGAACAGCAUUUCAAAUAUUAGACAACAGCAGCAUGUUGCCAUCGUUGGAGACGUUGCAAGCAGACAUCAAGAGGCAUGGAUUUCUCGCAGGACUUCUGAUGAUCGAAGCGAUACCGAUGAUUACCUUCGUCAAUGUGGGAGAGAUGAGCAUGGAUUUGAUGUCUUCUGCAGAACCUGAAGGUGAAGAGUUUAGGAGGAAACUCUUCCAUAACGAAAAAUUCAUCGAAGUAGUAGACCAAUUGUUGCCAUUUCUGCACGAACGUGGUUAUUUGAAAUGCUCAAUAAAUGAAUAGAUGAAAAUAUCCUUGUUAUGGGCUUAAAAU